Messenger RNA from Pseudovirgaria hyperparasitica, 1086 nucleotides. RefSeq names its product pantoate-beta-alanine ligase. Bases 1 to 1086 code for a protein of 361 amino acids. The record is from RefSeq and is a predicted model, not a curated record. The transcript is spliced from 2 exons. Gene Ontology annotation, molecular function: pantoate-beta-alanine ligase activity. Gene Ontology annotation, biological process: pantothenate biosynthetic process. NCBI's taxonomy places the organism in Eukaryota, Fungi, Ascomycota, Dothideomycetes, Acrospermales, Acrospermaceae.
AUGGCUUUCAGGGCUCGCGUCUUAUCGGGCUCACAAUGCCUCUCCAGAUCCGUUAGAGGGUACUCUGCUUUUGCGUCGAACACGACCGUCUUCAAAGAUGUUCCCCCCCUCCGAGCAUACCGCAAUGAGCUCCUCAAACAGGACCGCACAGUCGGUCUUGUACCAACCAUGGGUGCCCUACAUGAAGGGCACACAUCGCUAGUGCGCAUGGCAGCUGCAGAAAAUACCGAUGUUUUUGUAUCGAUCUAUGUAAACCCGACACAAUUCGGCGUAAACGAGGACUUUGCUAGCUACCCACAGACGCUUGAAUCAGACUUAAAGAUGCUACAGACGAUUGACAGGGAACUGGCAAGUACGCGUGGAAGUGGAAGAAUCUCUGCAAUAUUCGCACCCAAUGGAAAGACUAUGUACCCGACACUUCUUCCGAGCAGCGAGAUAGACGGCCAGGGCAGCUUCGUUACCAUUACACCCCUUGCAACGCUUCUUGAAGGUGCUACCAGACCAGUGUUCUUUCGAGGAGUGGCGACAGUGUGCACAAAGCUCUUCAAUAUAUGUACACCGGAUCGAGUGUACUUUGGGCAGAAAGACGUUCAACAAACGAUUAUCAUUCGCCGCAUGGUGAAGGACUUUCACAUCGGAACCGAAGUCCGCAUAGGUGCAACGAAAAGAGAAGAGGAUGGCCUCGCGCUCAGUUCACGUAACGUAUAUUUGGGAGCUCGCCGGCGCGCUGUGGGUACCGUUCUGAGCCAGACUCUGAUGGCCGCCGAGUCAGCAUACCUUAAAGGCCACACAAGUAGGUCCGAAGUUCUAGGCGCUGCAGAGGCAAUAUGGAUGGAUACCCUGAAGCGACAAAAAAAGCUACAGCCCUCUCAGCGGGCGCUGUUUGAGGUCAUAUAUGUGUCGCUUGCCGACCCGGAUACGCUCGAGGAGAUUGACGUUGUGGACGAAACGAAAGGCGCAGUGCUAAGUGGUGCAAUAAAGAUGCUUCCGAUUGAGGACCCGCAGCCUAGGGAGGAAAAGGGUCAGGGUGAUGGUAAAGUUCCAGUGAGACUGAUCGAUAACAUACUGCUGCCACCCAGGGCUUGA